This is a messenger RNA of Manihot esculenta (cassava), 1945 nucleotides long. RefSeq names its product tRNA (adenine(58)-N(1))-methyltransferase non-catalytic subunit trm6. The coding region runs from base 208 to 1518 and encodes 436 amino acids. Gene Ontology annotation, biological process: tRNA methylation. Gene Ontology annotation, cellular component: nucleus; tRNA (m1A) methyltransferase complex. The record is from RefSeq and is a predicted model, not a curated record. Lineage: Eukaryota; Viridiplantae; Streptophyta; Magnoliopsida; Malpighiales; Euphorbiaceae. The transcript has 13 exons.
GCACGCUGAAAGAGCUUCGAAUCCAACGUCGUCGUUGUUCCAACGGUUAAACCCUCUGAUCGUGGGGUUUUAGGCUUUGCUCAAGUAUCAGUUACUUCAGUUCUCUGCUGCAAAAACCCUAGUUUUCCGGCAUUUGAGUGUCUCCCUAUUUUGAUUUCUGUUGUAGUUUUUUGUUUUAUAUUUUCUCGAUCCUCAUAAUCGUCAAUUAUGUCUCAAAACAAUCUUCAAUCUGAUUUCACGCAAAACUCUAGAGUGACAUGGGAAGGUUGCAGCGUCUUGCUCGACAUCAACGACGGCGACCGUCUUGUUUUUGCUCGUCUCACAUCAGGCUCCACUUUGAAAAUUGGCAACAAGAAUUUCUCUUUGCGGCCUUUAAUCGGUUGCCCCUUCGGUUCUUUGUUUCAAACUGAAAACGGAAAGGAAGGACCUUGUUUAUCUCGUUUUGUUCCCUCCACAGAAGGAAAUAAUGCUGAAGAAAGAGGUGAUUGUGAAAUAAUUAAUGAAUCCAGGGACAAUCGAGCCAUAAUUGACAAUAAUAAAGCCCAAAGCCUAACUGGCGAAGAUAUAGAUGCAAUGCGGAGACAGGGUGCAAAAGGUGAUGAGAUAGUUGAAGCUCUUAUUGCCAACAGUGCUACAUUUGAAAAGAAAACUUUGUUCUCACAAGAGAAAUAUAGGCUUAAGAAACAAAAGAAGUAUGCACCGAGAGUACUUCUAAGGCGACCCUUCACUCGAAGCAUAUGCGAGGCAUACUUCAAGAAGUAUCCUGCUAGAAUUGGGUUCCUGCGAGUAGAUGCAUUGUCUCUUCUGCUUUCAAUGGCUAAUGCUACUGCCCACUCUGAUGUCCUGGUAGUGGAUAUGGUAGGUGGCCUUCUUACUGGUGCUGUAGCUGAGCGUUUAGGAGGUACAGGUUAUGUGUGCAAUACAUAUCUUGGAGGUACACCACAUCCGAUGGAUAUAGUAAGAAUGUUCAACUUCAACAAUGAUACUUGCAAAAGGAUUGUGCGGGCACCUCUGAAUGACCUCUGUUUAGCUCAAAGUGAAACUUCUAAGCAAAUUGGUCUGCAUGAAGAUGCUCCUGCUGUGGAGUCAAAUGGUCCAACUUCAUCAAUUAACAUGGAGGAAGUAUCCAAGUCAUCUGAGAAUGAUGUUGCGGAUCUAGAUCGUGACACAAAUGUUUCUCCCACAAGCAAAAUGAACAAAGCCCCUAAAGCUGGCGAAGGUGCGCCACAAGAAGCCUUGAAAUUGUGGAGAGAAAAUGGUUUUUCAAGCCUAAUAAUUGCAGCUCCAGAUCUAGAUCCUUGGAGCUUAGUCAAAGACCUCCUGCCACUUUUAUCGUAUUCAGCUCCAUUUGCUAUCUACCACCAGUAUCUUCAGCCUCUUGCAACUUGCAUGCAUAAUCUACAGCUUGGGAAAAUGGCAAUUGGUUUGCAAAUUUCAGAACCUUGGCUACGUGAAUAUCAGGUUCUUCCUUCACAAUAUAGGUUCUUCCUUCGAGAACUCAUCCAUUCAUGCAAAUGAGUGCAUUUGGAGGUUACAUACUAAGUGGGACAAGGAUAUGUAGCAGCUAAUCCGUACUUUCAAAAGAAUAAAAGGAUAACAAAUCCUCAUUCAUGGAAGUGGUCUCUUCUUCAGGAAGCAAAGCAGCUGCCCACCAAAAUGUAUACUAGAUUUUCGUUAACAUUUUAUAUUGUUUGCAUAUUUAUGCCAUUCCAUAAUUUGGGAACUUGCAACGCUGCGAAUUAAUUUUUUCCAUGGCAGGGUUGCAAUUAGCUAUUUUACUUGAUUUGGUGUGACAGUUUUCGGAUUGCUCGGACUAUAGUAAUUGCCAACGUUGUUUUCAUCUUGCGGGGAAUGGAUGCCGGUUAUGUUUGGCAUACCAUAAUGUAAUGUAGCAGAGUUAAUUUCUAUGGAGAUUUAAUAGAAAAUUUAAUCGAAUUCUAUUGCA